This is a messenger RNA of Ctenopharyngodon idella (grass carp), 1066 nucleotides long. It is a transcript of the gene jagn1a, whose product is annotated as jagunal homolog 1a. Gene Ontology annotation, cellular component: endoplasmic reticulum membrane. The transcript has 3 exons. Gene Ontology annotation, biological process: granulocyte colony-stimulating factor signaling pathway; endoplasmic reticulum organization; vesicle-mediated transport. The record is from RefSeq and is a predicted model, not a curated record. NCBI's taxonomy places the organism in Eukaryota, Metazoa, Chordata, Actinopteri, Cypriniformes, Xenocyprididae. Bases 202 to 753 code for a protein of 183 amino acids.
UGCGCAGACCGUGAUGCUGCGCUGUCAAAUCACAUCGCACGGAGGGGCGGAGAGAUUCUUUUCUGUCCUGUUUGUGCGCAUGAGCAACAUAUUAUUGCCUUCAUUGAUAAAAAUCCUUUGUGUUAACAUUUCCUCAUCUAAUCCUGUCACUGUUGCUUUCGGCCGCAUUUCAUCAAUCCUUACGACAUCUUAAAAUUGACAAUGGCAUCACGUGCUGGCCCAAGAGCUGCAGGGACUGACGGGAGUGAUUUUAAACACAGAGAGAAAGUGGCAUCUCACUAUCAGAUGAGUGCUUCAUUGAAAUCAGAGAUAAAGAAGCUCACCGUAGUGCAUUUCUUCAUAUGGAUACUGGUGGCGGCUCAGGUGGCUGUUAGUCACCUCAAUCUGGUGUCACAUGACUUGGUGGCCAUGCCCUAUCAGUGGGAGUACCCCUACCUUUUGAGUCUCCUGCCCUCGUUUAUUGGAGCCCUGGCCAUGCCGAAAAACAACAUCAGCUACCUGGUGAUCUCCAUGAUCAGUGCUGGUUUGUUCUCUGUGGCACCCUUGAUUUUUGGUGCAAUGGAAAUGUUUCCACUGGCCCAGCAGCUGUACAGACACGGGAAGGCCUACCGGUUUAUCUUUGGCUUCUCGGCGGUCUCUGUGAUGUAUCUACUCAUGGUGAUUGCUAUUCAGGUGCACGCAUGGCAAAUCUACUACAGCAAGAAGCUUCUAGACGCCUGGUUCAACUCAACACAAGAGAAGAAGAAGAAAUAAAAACACUAUUGUGCUUUAAUUUAUCCACAGUCUUUUCUGUCAGUUGUUACUGUACAAUGCAUGCAAUUAUUUUUAAUGUUUAAUAUAUAUUUGUAAGCCAACAAAGCUUACUUAAUAUUAUCUGCAUUUUACAUUUAUUCACAUAUAUUUACAUUGUUUACUUUGCAAUAUAAAUGUUGUUAUAACAUGUUAUUUAAAAUGUAGAAUUCUGUUUAAUUAAAAAUUGUUUCUUCAGGAGAUCUAGAUCUAUGUCCAAGAAUACAGAGCAAUUCACAUCAUUUUUAAUACUUUAUAAAUAAAAUAUUUCUUUAAA